CUCUCAUCCUUUUCGCUCCUCUCGCCCAUCUCCGUGUUCGUUCCCUAAAUUUUAGGGUUUGAUCGAAAUCCUAGGGUUUCUCCGAUCGAAUGGUAUCCCUCUCGAUUUCGACCGUUCGAUCGCCAAAAUUUAAAUUCGGAGCCCUCUUAUUCCAAAUUUAGUCGGGAAUUUGGCGAUUUCGUGAUGGGCGAAAACCCCGCCCAUGGCCCUUCCGACGCGAAGCCCUACCCGCCCCGCCGCGCGCCCGAGCCGCGCGCGGCGGUGCCCCUCCUGCCGCCGCAGAUCGACGACGUGCGCGGCGGCGGGGACGCGCACAUGGUCGCGGGCGGCGCCGCGGCCGAGGCCCACCCGAUGCAGCGGUACGAGCACCACAAUGGCGGGGGAGAUGGGGGCGGGAUGGAGGAGGACGAGGAGGAGGACCACGACGGGGCCAUGGAGGCCGUGGCGAUGGACGCCGACGCGGUGCACGACUCGCAUGUGAUGGUGGCGCCUACCAUGGGCAACAACCAGCUGACCCUCUCCUUCCAGGGCGAGGCCUACGUUUUCGACUCCGUUUCCCCCGAAAAGGUGCAAGCAGUGCUUUUGUUGCUUGGAGGGCGGGAGAUUACUCCGGGAAUGGGUUCGGUUCCAUCCUCUUCGAACCCUUAUAACAGGCGUGUUAAUUUUCCACACAGAGUGGCUUCACUGAUGAGAUUCCGUGAGAAGAGGAAAGAAAGGAACUUUGACAAGAAGAUAAGAUACACUGUAAGGAAGGAGGUUGCUCUCAGAAUGCAGCGUAAUAGAGGUCAGUUUACAUCAUCUAAAUCCAAGCCUGAAGAUUCAACAUCCAUUGCUAGUUCGGAUAGUUCGAUGCGGUGGGGUUUAGUGGAAGGUCGACCGCCGUCUGCUUCUGAAUGCCAUCAUUGCCAUAUUAGUGCAAAGGCUACUCCAAUGAUGCGUCGAGGACCUGAUGGACCAAGGACCUUGUGCAAUGCUUGUGGAUUAAUGUGGGCAAAUAAGGGUACAAUGAGGGAUCUCUCAAAAAGCCCGCCUGUUCCACUCCAGACUUUGCCGCCAGAACCAGUGGAUGGGACUGGAACUGCUGCUGCAGCAGCUGUGGGUGAGCAACAAUCAGCUGCCAUCACUGCUAACGGUCAUGAUUCAUCGUCGUGAGCGGAAGUACUGCGUGGCGAUAGAUAUUAGUUAGAGCAAUCGCGGCCUCAAGGAGAACUGAAGAUCUAUUCUAUACAUGCCUACAUGCCUGUACUAUUGUUAGUUGGUAGAGAAUUUGAUACAAGAUAUUUAUAGGUACUUUCUUCUUUCUCCUGGUGAGAUGAUGGGCUAAGGUGAUGCUAAUUAUGCUAUAUUGAUUACAUCCGCGGUGUGUGGUUUUCUUGGUUGUAUCAAUCUUUGUUCACAAGAUUUGGUAGCGUCGAUGUGUGCGCAGGAGUAGCCUAACUACUUGAUCAGACUUGGUAAUAUCGUAAUCUCUAGUUGAGAAACUAUUUUCUUUUUUGGGUUAUUAGUGCACAUGGUGAUUAUGUAAAUAAUAAUUGCUUAAAUGUUUCUUGUAACUCUGCUCUUUGUUUGCAUUUUUGUUUUAACUCUUGGAAGAAUCUGGAAUUGUACCUGUGCU
Molecule: messenger RNA, 1615 nt
Organism: Ananas comosus (pineapple)
Lineage: Eukaryota; Viridiplantae; Streptophyta; Magnoliopsida; Poales; Bromeliaceae
Product: GATA transcription factor 17-like
Exons: 7
Coding region: 184-1152 (322 amino acids)
Biological process (GO): regulation of DNA-templated transcription
Molecular function (GO): protein binding; sequence-specific DNA binding; zinc ion binding
Source: RefSeq, a predicted model, not a curated record